Caenorhabditis bovis is the source of this 1341-nucleotide messenger RNA. The record is from the annotation of a GenBank genome assembly. Lineage: Eukaryota; Metazoa; Nematoda; Chromadorea; Rhabditida; Rhabditidae.
AUGGAGUUUCUCAUGAAUACGCCGUUCACUGAAUCCACGUCAACGGCAAACAGUGGAGAUUUUUGUGUUGUUUGCGGUGACAAGGCUAUCGGAAAACACUACGGAGCGGUAGCUUGCAACGGUUGCAAAGGGUUUUUUCGGAGAAGUGUUUGGCAGAAUCUACAGUACACUUGCCGUUUCAACAAGCAAUGUAAUAUUGAUAAAGACCAUCGGAAUGCUUGUAGAUACUGUCGAUUUCAGAAGUGUCUGGCGGAUGGCAUGAAGCCGGAAGCAAUUCAAAAUGAAAGGGAUAGAAUUGGAAGUACGAAGCGAAGAAAACGGAGUGGACCAAAUUCAGAGAACAACUCUGAUUCAGAGGGCACACCAAGCCCAAAAAUGGACACCACGAGCACUUCGAUUUCAAGAAAACUUAUUGAGAUGCUGAUUGAUAUUGAGAACAGACUUCUUAGCAAUCAGAGUAUGAACGCUAUGCUUCGUGACGACAUGGAGCAGAAGAAUAGUCGGCAGAGAGCGGUAAAUCAUCUUAUUGGAUGGACAAAUAUGUUGCAUCCUCUUCCCGAAAUACCACUAGAAGAUAAGAUGCUGAUUCUCAAAAAGUAUGCGCCUUCAUUCACUUUGCUUGGGACCAUGCAGCGCAGCAUCAAUACUUCUCAUUUCGUUCUUCCGAAUGAUCAAAUCCUCAGUCUCUCGUCAUCUCAUCCAGCUGAAUUGAUCCAUGUGAUCUCGAGAAUUCUCGAUGAGCUACUGACGCCACUAAGAAGAAUGAAUGCUGAUCAAUCCGAGUUCAGUUGCCUUAAGGCAUUAUUGCUUCUUACACCAGAUGUUGCUGGGCUCUCAUCAGGAUCUAGAGAAAAAAUUCGAGAUGCUCGUGAUGCUCUUCUGAAAGCGUUGUUUGCUUAUCUUACAAACACUCAUCCAUCAAUUGAAGCUUCAUUGAGGGUUUCCACAUUGCUAAUGAUAAUUCCAUCACUUAUCUCAGUUAGCCAAUCUAUCAUGGAAUACCCUAUGUUGAGCGACUUGUUCGGAUUAGGAGAUAUUACAAAAAAAGAACCACAUCAGAACGAGUCUCAGAAUCUUGUGGAUCCCAAAAUGGUGAUGAACAUGCCUUCGAUGCCAGUGCCAACUUCGAUCUCCUCAAGCAUGCUCUUUAAUAAGAAUAUGAUCGCUCAGCUCAUGGCCAAUCCUCAACUUCUGCAAUAUUUGCCGCCAAUUAGCUCUGCGCCAACCAAUACUUCACCGCCGAUUUCCUCACCUUCGAUUAAUUUCAUAAAAACCCCAAUUACUUCGGAAACGUACAUUCCACCAGUCCAACAGUAUCCAGUUAAAGUAUUUCUCUCUUAG